Molecule: messenger RNA, 1314 nt
Organism: Sinocyclocheilus rhinocerous
Lineage: Eukaryota; Metazoa; Chordata; Actinopteri; Cypriniformes; Cyprinidae
Product: meprin A subunit beta-like
Exons: 10
Coding region: 1-1314 (437 amino acids)
Biological process (GO): proteolysis
Cellular component (GO): membrane
Molecular function (GO): zinc ion binding; metalloendopeptidase activity
Source: RefSeq, a predicted model, not a curated record
AUGGACCCCGUUCUGCUGCCACUAAAUCUGGAUCCUAAUGUGGUCACCAGACAGGAAAGUUCUUCCUAUACCUCAGAUGACCUCAACAACUACUACUGCUGCUACAAGAAUUACAACUACACCAGGACUUACCGAGGGCCUAAUCAAAGGAGUGCCAUUCUUGGGAAUCAGUACCGGUGGGAUAUUCCCGUCCCCUAUAAGCUGAGUGUGGAUCUCAGUGUGAACUAUAAAGGAGUCAUUUUGAGAGCCUUCGAGCAGUUCAAACUGAAAUCAUGUAUUGACUUUAAGCCCAGAGCAGCAGAAGACAUUUCUUACAUCUCUGUGGAGAGUCGUGACGGGUGUUGGUCAUAUGUCGGUCGCACAUCUGCUAGAGGUCAGACUCUUUCCAUUGGAAAUGGCUGUGGAGUAAAAGCCAUCGUUGAGCAUGAGUUUCUCCAUGCACUGGGAUUUUGGCAUGAGCAGUCAAGAUAUGACAGAGAUGAUUAUGUGACCAUCAACUUCAAAAACAUCAUUACAGGUCGUGAGCACAAUUUCAAUAAAUACAUUGAGAACUUGACCACCACCCAAGGCACCCCAUAUGACUAUUACUCUGUGAUGCAUUAUGGUAAAAAUGCCUUCAGCAACGGUAAUGGAUCCACAAUCAUUACCAAGCGUCCUGAGUUCCAAGAUGUGAUUGGUCAACGCCUGGACUUGAGUGAAUAUGAUGUGAUUGAACUCAACAAACUCUAUAAAUGCAAUUCGUCCAUCUCUUUCCUUGAUCACUGUAGUUUUGAUGAUGAAUCUCUGUGUCAGAUGAGUGUCUGUUCUGCUGGUGAUUAUGGCUGGCAGAGAAUGAAGUCAGUGAGUGGCAUCAAUGUGACUGACCACACAUACUUGGGCAAAGAACAAAAUGGUGUGUCUUUCUUCAUGCACUUCAGCACUGAGGGCAGAAAUGAGGGGGAUACAGCCAGAAUUGAGAACAAGACGAUGACCCCUAAAAGAGACUGCAAAGUCCAGUGCCUGCCGUUCUACUACUAUCACAGUGGCCAUGAGUCUGACCAGCUAAACAUCUGGAUCCGAGAAUUUCAGAAUGAAGCAGACAGCAGAGGAACUCUCAGACUUAUGGAUCAGAUCACAGAACCCCCUGGCAAUUACUGGAAGCUGCAUCAUGUGCCACUGAAUGUAAUUAAAACCUUCCAAGUUGUGUUUGAAGCCCGUAAAGGAGCUGGAAACUCCAGUGGAGGAUUUUCACUGGAUGAUAUCAAUAUUUCAGAGACUGAGUGUCCCCACACAUGGCAGAUAAGGGACUUUGAAAAGGGAUAUUUGUCUUUGUGA